CGCUCGAUUAACGAGCGCGGUUUUAACGAUUUCUUUAAAAAAUCGAUACAGAACCGUGUAUAGUGAAAGUGUAUGAUUUUGAAAUUCGUUUAUAUAUCCUUAAGUGCAAGUGAUUUGGUGACUAUCGGGACUAUGUCGAGUGAAUUCCGGUUUUAAACAUUGGAUUUAAAGACUGUAUUUGCUUGCAGAUAUUGGCAAACAGUAGUAAGAUAAUUGGGAAGUGAGACAAAACAUUUAUGUGUGUGUGAUGUGGUUAUCGUGUGUGAAACCAAUGAAGCGGCGAAGAGUGCGUUUACCUCACCAGUAACUAGUACAAUGUUGGCCGCUUGGAUCCUUGCGGGAUGUCUGUGUCUGGCCUCGUCAGAUCUGCAACUCCCCCCGGGAUUCAAUUUACCUGCGAUCACACAAGUCGCCCGCAAUUGGUAUGUGAUGUCCUCUGACCCAAUCGGGUCAAUAGUGACCCGGGUUACGAGGGAACGAACUGGGAAGCAGAACGUGACCUUCGGCUUGGAGACAGGCGGACCUCCAACGCCUUUUGCGAUCGACCCUCACACAGGCGUUGUUUUUGUUAAUGACACGCUUGCGGAUAAGGAAAGUAAAUCAUACUCUCUUUGGGUAACGGCCGAUGAUGGAGUAUCACUCCCGCAAAGAACAGAAGUAUUUGCAACCGUCACAGACGCGUCAGGAGCCCGACCAAAAGUACCAAGUCCACCAGCCUUCGCUAUUUCAAAUUACAAUACUGCUAUAACGCUACAACCAAAUUUUCCUUUACCACCUCAAAGCACCACCAAAGCAACAGAAGGAACAGAAAAAGUACCUGAAACAACAGUCAUUACCACUUUAAGUCCCCCUAAACCACCUGCAGAUGUUCCGCGAGAAGAGAAAAAUAAAGUUGGCAUCAAAGAAACAAAAAAUAAUACAAAUGAGGAAACACGGCCGAGUAAUGAAGUACCCUUAACGGUUAUACCGUUAGUUGCGAUUGGUGCUUUAAUAGCGAUCGUAGCUGGUGUCAUAAUAUUUGUUUGGAAAAAGAGGCAUGUCAAAGGAAAGAAAAGCACGAAGGACGAUAUGAGCAAAGACUCAAGUGGGAUUGUUCUGCAAGAUUCGUCUGGCAACUUGUGGGAUCGCCCACGUGCUUAUUCCAAUCAGUACAAAUCUUGGGACAGCGGUCAUUUGCAGAUUUCAGAAGAGACUACAAUAAGCAAAGAAGAUCCCACAGAUGAGUGGGAGUUUCCUCGUCAUCAUCUCAAGAUCUUUAAUAUUGUCGGCGAAGGCGCUUUUGGUCAAGUAUGGCGGGCACAGGCUGUUGAUAUUGAUGGAAAGAAAGGCGAACAAACAGUAGCUGUAAAAACAUUGAAAGGCAACGCCUCGGAGAAGGAAAAAACGGACUUGUUACAGGAGUUGGCUGUCAUGAAGUCGUUGGGGACGCAUCCAAACGUUGUGAGACUCAUUGGAUGUUGCACAGAAAAGGAACCUACGUUAGUGAUCAUGGAGUUCGUCAGCUUGGGUAAGCUACAGCAGUUCUUAAGGGACUCGAGAGCUGAACGCCACUACGGAAAUACUCAUGGAGGGAGCCGGUUCCUCACAUCACGUGAUCUAACACAUUUCGCCUUCCAAGUGGCCCGCGGAAUGGACUUUCUUAGUUCUAAGGGAAUAAUACACAGAGAUUUAGCGGCUCGUAACGUGCUGAUAACAGAUGAGCGUACAUGUAAAGUUGCUGACUUUGGAUUUGCACGUGACGUCGCGGGAACGCAUGUGUAUGAACGAAAAAGCGACGGUCGUUUACCAAUCAGAUGGAUGGCCCCAGAGUCAUUGUAUGACGACAUCUUUAGUGUGAAAUCGGAUAUUUGGAGCUUUGGAGUUUUGUUGUGGGAGAUCGUGACCCUCGGUUCAACUCCUUACCCUGGCCUAUCAGCUGGUGACGUCAUGAGAAAGGUUCGCGACGGUCAUCGCCUGGACAAACCGGAACAUUGCCGUCGAGAGCUUUACAACAUUAUGUACUAUUGUUGGGAGGCGGAACCUAGCUCGAGACCGGAAUUCAAAGAAAUCGUCGGAAUGUUAGAGCGAUUGUUGUGCACUGAAAUGGACUAUAUUGAAUUAGAACGAUUCCCUGACCAUUCAUACUACAAUGUACAACAUUUGGAUGGCGAAAAACUCUAAUUAAAUGAUUUACUAACACGUAUUGUUAUUAAAAAUGUACAAGUACUUGCAAAGAUUUUAACAAAAUAUUGUUCUCGAAAAAACUCGUGUCCCUAAGUAAUCAUUUGUUUAUAAUUUGACCAAAUUUAUUAUACCGGCACUUGGCAUAUUAAUCGGAGAAUUUUGAGUUUAAAACAUAAGUGCUAAUAUUUAUACUUACUUGGUAUACCUUGGUAUACCCAUACCCCGUGUUACACAACUAUUAUUUUCUCUCUUAUAACUUUUCCUGUUCAAUAAAAGGAGAACUUUUUCCCUCUCGAUGCCAAACCGUGUAAAUUUAUCAAUAUUAUUUAAAAUAUUGCUGCGAUGAUAGCACUAUUUAACAUAUAGAGGUCAUAUAAGGUUGUAUUAUAAAACGCGGAAACCGCGUCUUUGUUACCAUGGUAACGUAUUUUCUAUACAAUCUGUUACUAUGGUAACAAACCGAGUCCGCGUUUUAUUAUAAGUCUGAUUGGGUUUGCGUAUUGUAAAGUGAGAUUAUUUGUUCAAUAGGACCAAAAUUUUGAAUGUAAGAAUAACUUAGAUAUAUAUUUAUUUAAUUUGCUUUUAAUGUGCAAUCUGUAUGUAUAAUAUUGUUAAGACGUCGAAAUAUGUAAAUCUACUACUUUGUUGUGCAGUUGUGGUACUCUAUAACUUCCGAAGCUAUAGCGACUACAAUAUUGAAUAUCUCUCAUAUUAGCAUACAGAAAGUCUAGAUUAAAAUCAGUUCGCUAUAACUAUUGGCAGUUGCAGAGUGCCCGCGCAGGUUAGAUGUAAUUUUUACUAUAUAAUGAUACUAAGCAACCAAAAUCCUACAAAAACUGUAUCUGGCAAUUCUUCCAAGAUCUGAAAGAGAUUUUGUAAUUUAAUAAUAGUAACUAGUCCUUAGGUAAUAAUUAAUUGUAAUAAUAAUAACAUGUUUUAAGUAGAGGCGUACCUCAAUAUUUGGAAUAAAAGUUUUGUUUUGUAA
Messenger RNA from Pieris brassicae (large cabbage white), 3148 nucleotides. It is a transcript of the gene Cad96Ca, whose product is annotated as tyrosine kinase receptor Cad96Ca. Gene Ontology annotation, molecular function: calcium ion binding; transmembrane receptor protein tyrosine kinase activity; ATP binding. The transcript is spliced from 11 exons. Gene Ontology annotation, biological process: protein phosphorylation; homophilic cell-cell adhesion; positive regulation of kinase activity. The coding region runs from base 316 to 2160 and encodes 614 amino acids. Gene Ontology annotation, cellular component: signaling receptor complex; membrane. The record is from RefSeq and is a predicted model, not a curated record. Lineage: Eukaryota; Metazoa; Arthropoda; Insecta; Lepidoptera; Pieridae.